Messenger RNA from Dictyostelium discoideum AX4, 3018 nucleotides. It is a transcript of the gene myoE, whose product is annotated as myosin IE. Gene Ontology annotation, biological process: endocytosis; chemotaxis to cAMP; actin cytoskeleton organization. Gene Ontology annotation, molecular function: ATP binding; cytoskeletal motor activity. The record is from RefSeq and is a predicted model, not a curated record. The transcript has 4 exons. Gene Ontology annotation, cellular component: cytoplasm; plasma membrane; actin cytoskeleton. Lineage: Eukaryota; Evosea; Eumycetozoa; Dictyosteliales; Dictyosteliaceae. Bases 1 to 3018 code for a protein of 1005 amino acids.
AUGAUUCCAAAGACAAAAGCAGAAGGUGUACCAGAUUUUGUUUUGUUAAAUCAAAUCACAGAAAAUGCAUUCAUAGAGAAUUUAACUAUGAGACAUAAAUCAGACAAUAUCUACACAUAUAUUGGUGAUGUAGUAAUCUCAACCAAUCCAUUCAAAAAUCUUAAUAUCUAUAAAGAAAGUGAUAUUAAAGCAUACAAUGGUAGAUAUAAAUAUGAAAUGCCACCACAUAUUUAUGCACUUGCAAAUGAUGCAUACCGUUCAAUGAGACAAAGUCAAGAGAAUCAAUGUGUUAUUAUUUCAGGUGAAUCAGGUGCUGGUAAAACUGAAGCAAGUAAAAAGAUUAUGCAAUUUUUAACAUUUGUUAGUAGUAAUCAAAGUCCAAAUGGUGAAAGAAUUUCAAAGAUGUUAUUAGAUUCCAAUCCAUUAUUGGAAGCAUUUGGUAAUGCAAAAACUCUUAGAAAUGAUAAUUCAUCACGUUUUGGUAAAUAUAUGGAAAUGCAAUUCAAUGCAGUUGGUUCACCAAUUGGUGGUAAAAUUACAAAUUAUCUCUUGGAAAAAUCAAGAGUUGUUGGUAGAACUCAAGGUGAAAGAAGUUUUCAUAUCUUUUAUCAAAUGUUAAAAGGUUUAUCACAAUCAAAAUUAAAUGAACUUGGAUUAACACCAAAUGCACCAGCAUAUGAAUAUCUUAAAAAGAGUGGUUGUUUUGAUGUUUCAACUAUUGAUGAUAGUGGUGAAUUUAAAAUUAUUGUAAAAGCAAUGGAAACAUUAGGAUUAAAAGAAAGUGACCAAAAUUCAAUUUGGAGAAUUUUAGCAGCAAUUUUACAUAUUGGUAAUAUUACAUUUGCAGAAGCAGCAGAACAAAGAACUGGUACUACAACAGUGAAAGUAUCAGAUACUAAAUCAUUGGCAGCAGCAGCAUCAUGUUUAAAGACAGAUCAACAGUCAUUAUCGAUUGCAUUAUGUUAUCGUUCAAUUAGUACAGGUGUUGGUAAACGUUGUUCAGUUAUUUCAGUACCAAUGGAUUGUAAUCAAGCAGCCUACUCUAGGGAUGCACUUGCAAAGGCAUUGUAUGAACGUUUAUUCAAUUGGUUAGUCAGCAAAAUCAAUACCAUUAUCAAUUGUACAACAGAGAAGGGACCAGUGAUUGGUAUUCUUGAUAUCUAUGGUUUUGAGGUUUUUCAAAAUAAUAGUUUCGAACAAUUGAAUAUUAAUUUCUGUAAUGAGAAAUUACAACAACUAUUCAUAGAGUUGACAUUGAAGUCUGAGCAAGAGGAGUACGUUAGGGAGGGUAUCGAGUGGAAGAAUAUCGAAUACUUUAAUAAUAAACCAAUUUGUGAGUUAAUUGAAAAGAAACCAAUUGGUUUGAUUUCGUUAUUGGAUGAGGCAUGUUUGAUUGCCAAGAGCACUGAUCAAACUUUUUUAGAUUCAAUUUGUAAACAAUUUGAAAAGAAUCCACAUUUGCAAUCGUAUGUUGUUAGUAAGGAUAGAUCGAUUGGGGAUACAUGUUUCCGUUUGAAGCAUUAUGCUGGCGAUGUAACUUAUGACGUUAGAGGUUUCCUCGAUAAGAAUAAGGAUACCCUAUUCGGUGAUUUAAUAUCAAGUAUGCAAAGUAGUUCAGAUCCAUUGGUUCAAGGCUUAUUCCCACCAACUAGACCAGAGGAUAGUAAGAAGAGACCAGAGACUGCCGGUUCCCAAUUUAGAAAUGCAAUGAAUGCUCUCAUCACUACAUUGUUGGCUUGUUCACCACAUUACGUUCGUUGUAUUAAAUCAAAUGAUAAUAAACAAGCUGGUGUAAUUGAUGAGGAUCGUGUACGUCAUCAAGUUCGUUAUCUUGGUUUACUUGAAAAUGUUAGAGUUAGAAGAGCAGGUUUCGCAGGUAGAAUUGAAUAUACCAGAUUCUACAAUCGUUAUAAAAUGCUUUGUAAAAAGACAUGGCCAUCAUUUAAUGGCACAGCAAAACAAGCCACUGAAUUAAUCCUCCAACAACAUAAUAUCGAUAAAGAGGAAAUUCGUAUGGGUAAAACCAAAGUAUUCAUCCGUAAUCCAACCACUCUAUUCUAUUUUGAAGAGAAGAGGGAGCUUGAAAUGCCAAGAAUUGUAACAUUAAUUCAAAAGACAUGGAGAGGUUAUAGAGCACGUUCCAAAUGGAAUCAAAGAAAAGCUGCCAUUAAAAUCCAGUUAUUCUAUCGUAGCUAUCGUUAUAAGAAAUGGUUCAGAGAGUUACAUCGUGCUUUUAAAGAUGUCGCUCGUGAUCCACAAUGGGGUAAACAAGUAUUUUGGCCCAAACAUCCAUCCAUCUUGGAUAGAGCUGUCCAAUUAACUCACAAAAUUCACAAUUGUUGGAGAGCAGAGAAAAUGAUUCUUUCUUUGGGUGCCGGUCAAAAUCAUAUGAGACAAAAGGUUAUGGCUUACGAUAUUUUCCAUGGUAAAAAGAAAUGGGACUUCCGUCGUCAUUUCGAUGCUGAUUAUUUGGAGAAACCAUCCAAUCCAAAUCAACAAAAAUACGUAUUGGCCAUGCAAAAUCUUUUCUCAACUUAUGGUGACACAGAGGUACUCUUUGCCGAUUACGUUAUCAAAGUCAAUCCAAAGGGUGUGCCACAACGUCGUGGUAUCGUUGUCACUGGUACAAACAUCUAUAAACACGAUCCAAAGAAUUACAAAGUAAAGAAAUGGGGUACUCCAUUGGUUGAUGUAACUUCAAUCUCAAUUUCACCAAUGGCUGAUACUUUCUUGGUUUUACAUUGUAAAGCUCCACAAAGAGAUUUCGUAUUGGAUUUAGGUUGUAAUGGUUAUGAAGCUGUAUCUGAAAUUACAACUGUAAUCGUUCAACAAGUCUUAAAAUUAACUGGUGUCAAAUUAUCUGUUCAAUUCACUAGUUCAAUCACUUAUAAUAAUGCUCGUCCAAAAGGUUCUGAUACAAUUUUAACUUUUGCUCCAAUUAAUAAUGAUCCAAAAUUAAUUGGUUCUCAAUUUAAAAAAGGUAAAGGUAACCAAGCAACAAUCCAAUUUAAAGAUUAA